Triticum turgidum subsp. durum (durum wheat) is the source of this 366-nucleotide messenger RNA. The record is from the annotation of a GenBank genome assembly. NCBI's taxonomy places the organism in Eukaryota, Viridiplantae, Streptophyta, Magnoliopsida, Poales, Poaceae.
AUGGAUUCCCUCGCGUCCUUGAUCAACCUCGCCGCCUUGAUCUCCGGCGCCUGCCGCGACGCGGAGAUGCUGCCGGGUGCGCUCAUCUCCUGUGGCGUCCUCGAGGCAGCCGCAGCGCUCUGCCUCGCCAUCUCCAGAGCGCCCGGAGGUAUAUUUCUCCACCAUGGCAGAGCACCCUUCUUCCUGUACUACGGCAUCCUCGUCGCCGUGGUGAUCUUCGGGCUCCUCGAGGCGUCGGCCGGCUUCUGGGUGUCAGGCGAUGUGGUCGGACGGGGUGCCGUCGGGAAGACGAUGCUGUGGCUGGGCCUCCUGCCCAUCGUCUUCGUGGCUGCGCUUGGAGGCUUUGUGAUUCUGAAAAUGAAGUAG